GAAAUCGCGAUUUGCGUACGCAUACAUAUCAUCCACAAACACAUACAUACAUUUAUAUACUCGCUCGUAUAAGUGUAUGUAUUAAGCAGACAUAUUGUAAUUGUAUUUACAAACUGAAAGAUAAGCAUAAAUUUACUAAAUGUUGCGAUCGUUGUGCGGUGCCCUGUUGGCCUUCGUUUGCCUGUUCUCUACUGGAAAUUCCCAAGGGUCUGAUCUAUGGUCCGAUAUUCGAAGUCACCAGAACCAAGCUGAUCUUCAGAAAUUCAAUGCAAAUACGGCAAGAUCAACAGCUGCUCCACCGUAUCUGGCAGCAGCAGCGCCUUUGCUAUCGCCUGGCCUUGUCGCUAACAUUCCGGUUCGAGGGCCUUCCUUUGGAGCUCCCAGUGCUGGAAUAAGUGAUCAUGUGGAUGUCGUUGCCUCGGAUGAAAUCGCUCGAAAUGUUUUGGGAUUUGCGCAGAAUUUAUCCCGCCAGAUAACGAGCAGUUAUCGAAAGACAACAAUAUUCUCGCCGUUGAGCAUCAUGUCCGCCUUGGCGCUGCUUUUGCUUGGUGCCAAGGGACGCAGUUACUCGGAGCUGGUCGGCGUUUUUGGCCAAUCCGAUGUGGUUAAGCUACAUGAGCAAUUUGGCCUAUUGCUUAAUGAUGUCCAACAACCGACCAAGCAAACAACUUCACCACUCCGACAACUGGAUAAUUGGCAUAACGACAGCUUAAAGAGGAGUCUGAGAAAUUAUCCACGCAAUCGAAAUGCCCCCCAGGAAGUGCAUAUCGCCAAUGGACUGUUUGUCCAGCAGGGUUACAGUCUAAAUCCAGAUUACAGACAAGCCAUCACACAGAUCUACAAUUCGGAGCUGCAGGUUCUUAAUUUUGAAAGAGAACCGGCGACUGCGAAAUAUAAUAUCAACUCUUGGGUGGAGCAGCAUACAAAGGGCAAAAUAGAGAAUAUUAUAACGGAAGAUCUGCCCGAAAGCACGCGCAUUAUAAUGGCCAAUGCGUUGUACUUUAAGGCCAUGUGGGAGAUUGAUUUUAUAAACGGUGCUACCAAAGUGGAGAACUUCUAUCCCAAUGGCGAAAACACGCAGCCUGUGGUGCCUGUUGAAAUGAUGGUUGGAGCCGGUGCAUUUCCCUAUUAUGAGGAUUCCCAGUUAAACUGCCGGAUUGUUGGACUCCCAUAUCAUGGUAACCUUUCGACAAUGUAUAUUAUACAGCCCAUGAGAUCUUCGCUGGAGCAAUUGGAGUACUUGCAGCAAAGCUUAACAGCCGAUGCAAUUGAGAACAUGAUCAGCCAAAUGUCAAGACGUUCCAUAAUCAUGGCCUUCCCAAAGAUGCACAUAACCGAAUCUUUUAAACUGAACAGCAUACUGCAACGCAUGGGCAUCGGAGGAAUCUUCAGUCCGAUUCAAAAUGAUUUAUCGCUGAUUAGCUCAAGCGGAGUUACUACUGCUAAAGCGAUAGCAACAGAUCGCUCACAAUCUGACGGUUUGGCCAGCUUAUAUAAUCUGUCAGCACAGCGAGAAGCCGCAUCAUUAUCAAAAGUACCAACACCGCCCUCCGAUCUUAUUGUUUCGGAUAUUUUACACAAGGUUGACUUUGUUGUUAAUGAGCAAGGAACGGAAGCUGCCGCCGCUUCGGCCGCCAUUUUGAAAAAGUCUGGCCCCGAAGUGUUGUUCCGUGCCGAGACACCCUUCAUUGUGUUGGUGCGUCACGAUCUGACAAAGCUUCCAUUAUUUUAUGGCAUAAUUAAUGAGCCUCCCGCAGCCAAAGUGAGUUCAGUGUCUGAGAACUAGCUCACUAAGAAACUUUCCUACUUAAUUUAACUUAAGUAAAAUCAAGUCUGCUGCAGUGACUUGAGUGUAUGUAUUUAUAUGUAGUUUUCUGUUAUUAAAUUGACCAUAAACUGUGUAUAUGUUGAACAACAUAUAUUUGAAAUUGAUCCUAGAAAGUCAAAUAAACAAGACAAAUUAAA
Molecule: messenger RNA, 1965 nt
Organism: Drosophila innubila
Lineage: Eukaryota; Metazoa; Arthropoda; Insecta; Diptera; Drosophilidae
Gene: Spn28Dc
Product: serine protease inhibitor 28Dc
Exons: 2
Coding region: 140-1786 (548 amino acids)
Molecular function (GO): serine-type endopeptidase inhibitor activity
Source: RefSeq, a predicted model, not a curated record